GACUCGGCCAGUGCCCGAGCCCGCGCGCCAGGGACGGUCUCCGCGCAGAGCGCAACCCUCUGGGGGCUCCGGUGCCACCGCUGCGCGGCGCUUCUGCGGGCAGGGCUAGGCUGGAGCCACGAACCCGGGCGGGGCUCAGGUUGGCACGCGGUGGGCGGGGGUGGUCCCCCGUCCCCGCCUCCCACAUCCGGGGGCCCGGGCCGGUCCCCGGGCCGGCAGCGCGCGGGUGAGUCAGGCCGGGUUUUCCCUCCGCCUCUGGGGCAGGCGAGCGAGCACUGCCGAUCGCGUCCCUCCCUCGCCAAUCCGGCUCCGGCGCCCGCCCGCGUUUUCCUGGCGCCUGCUGCCCGGCCGCUCCGGCCCGGCUCGCAGUCUCGGCUGGAGCCGGUGCCCUGGAGGGAAGGUUCAAAUCCGCGCCAGGGAGCUGCAGCGCGCGAGGGGUGCGGAGCGGCGCCAGCAUGAAGCAGCCGCUUGUGCCCUGGUGAAACUUCAUGGCCAGAGCCCCAGGCCCUGCUGGCAUUGCCAUGGGCAGCGUGGGCAGCCUGUUGGAACGUCAGGACUUCUCCCCUGAAGAGCUGCGGGCGGCACUUGCGGGGUCUCGGGGCUCCCGCCAGCCUGAUGGGCUCCUCCGGAAAGGCUUAGGCCAGCGGGAGCUCCUCAGCUACCUGCACCUCCCCAAGAAGGACAGCAAGACCACCAAGCGGGCCCCUCGUAACGAGCCUGCCGACUAUGCCACCCUCUACUACCGGGAACAUCCUCGGGCUGGUGAAUUCAGCAAGACCUCGCUGCCUGAGCGGGGUCGUUUUGACAAGUGCCGCAUUCGCCCAUCAGUGUUCAAGCCAGUGACAGGCACCGGGAAAGGCUUCCUGUCCAUGCAGAGCCUGGCGGCCCACAAGGGCCAGAAGCUGUGGCGCAGCAACGGCAGCCUGCACACGCUGGCCUGCCACCCACCCCUGAGCCCUGGGCCCCGGGCCAGCCAGGCCCAGGCCCGGGCCCAGCUGCUGCACGCCCUCAGCCUGGAUGAGGGCGGCCCCGAGCCUGAGCCCAGUCUGUCCGACUCCUCCAGUGGGGGCAGCUUUGGCCACAGUCCCAGCACUGGCCCUGGUCCCUUCAGCUCUUCCCUGGGCCACAUUAACCACCUUGGGGGCUCUCUGGACCGGGCCUCACGGGGUCCCAAGGAGGCUGGGCCGCUGCCUAUGAUGAGCUGCCUGCCCGAACCUCCGCCUCCCUAUGAGUUCUCCUGUCCCACCGCUGAGGACAUGGUGGCUGUGCUGCCUGACUCCUGUGAGGAGCUCAAGAGGGGCCUCAGUGAUGAGGAUGGCUCCAACCCCUUCACGCAGGUGCUAGAGGAGCGCCAGCGGCUUUGGCUGUCUGAGCUAAAGCGCCUAUACGUGGAGCGGCUGCAUGAGGUGGCCCAGAAGGCCGAGCGCAGUGAGCGCAACCUCCAGCUCCAGCUGUUCAUGGCCCAGCAGGAACAGCGGCGCCUGCGCAAGGAGCUGCGGGCGCAGCAGGGCCUGGCCCCAGAGCCCCGGCUUCCAGGCACCCUCUCAGAGGCCGAUCCCAGCACUCGACCAGAGGAGGAAGCCCGAUGGGAGGUAUGCCAAAAGACGGCGGAGAUUAGCCUCCUGAAGCAGCAGCUACGGGAGGCCCAGGCCGAGCUGGCGCAGAAGCUAGCAGAGAUCUUCAGCCUGAAGACGCAACUUCGGGGCAGCCGGGCCCAGGCCCAGGCCCAGGAUGCAGAGCUGGCCCGGCUGCGUGAGGCUGUGCGGAGCCUGCAGGAGCAGGCCCCACGAGAGGAAGCCCCCGGCAGCUGUGAGACUGAUGACUGCAAGAGCAGGGGGCUGCUGGGGGAGGCAGGAGGCAGUGAGGCUGGAGAUGGUGCCGAGCAGCUGAGGGCUGAGCUGCUGCAGGAGAGGCUCCGGGGCCAGGAGCAAGCGCUGCGCUUCGAGCAGGAGCGGCGGACAUGGCAGGAGGAGAAGGAGCGGGUGCUGCGCUACCAGCGGGAGAUCCAGGGGGGCUACAUGGACAUGUACCGACGCAACCAGGCGCUGGAACAGGAACUUCGGGCACUGCGGGAGCCCCCUACACCCUGGAGCCCCCGACUUGAGUCCUCCAAGAUCUGAGGUCAGCGAAGCGAAAUGACAGCAGAAGCACUGUCAGAAGACGGCUUGGACAAGCCCGCCCUGAGAUGGCCGAUUCCUUCCUUGCAUUGGUCUGGGGCAGAAUCUGCUGAGACCAGCCGGGGAUGGGGAGGCUCGCCGAGAGUGGUGGGAUCCAGUGGGGCUGUGGGCUGGAUGGGGUGCCUGCAGCAGGAAUCAGGGCCAGACUUGGCUGAGGAGCACCCAGGCAGGGCCCAGCCCUGCUCCCUAGAGUAGGGGUAGCCCAGAAAAGGAGGUUAAAGAACAAAGUGCCCCAUGAUGCAGAAGGGCCGAGGUGAGGGAUGAAGUCUGGGGUGGGAACACUGGCCUCCCCAGAAUAAAACCAUGUUUUCUACUAGGAGGUGCCAGAUGAUCACGUUGAGCCUGUUGCUGGCCUGAGUCCAGAGGAUUGUGGAUGGUCAGGGUCAGGGGCUGUUCAUCUGGGCUGUAGCUUCCUCCGUGGUCAUGGGCAGUGGGGAGGGUGUGCCCUGCGCCUCAGCACAGCUGCUUGGCAUGCAUGUUGGGGAGCAGAGGAAUCCCUGCCCCAAUACCAUGCAGUUCCUUUGCUGCCAUGUGGGCUGAAAUUCCUUUCUUUAGCACCAGUGGAACUUUUCAGAAGGAACAAUGCCAGGGAACACAAGCAAACAAAAGGGCAAGUCAACCAAGGCAUUUCUAGAACAUGAAAGGUCCUCUUGGUGGGAAGUCUGGACCCCAGGUGCCCAUUCCCCGGUAGAUGUGGGGCCAGCCUAAGAGAGCUUCCGCUGGAGAACCUUAUGGCUCCUGGUAGAGUUCUUCCCCUUCCAGAAUGUACCUCCCCCUUUCUGACUUGUGCACCCCUUCCUCCUUAGGGCUGAGGGUCUUGGGAAGGUGCAGGAGACAGACAGAGAAAGCUUGCAGGUCUCUUGGUAAAGGGCCUGUACCACAGCAGAGAAUGUGGACAUUUCCCCAUAGGCAUGGGGGGCCCUGGGGUGUUCUUGAGCAGGAGAGAGAUAGGAUCUGAUUUGUAUUCUGGAAAGCUCCAUCCUGGGAGAAAGCACCCCACCCCCGCCCGUGGCCCUGCAGGGGCCUCCCCUCUUAGGCAAGGCUGGUCCUUGGCCCCCAAAAUCCACUCCCGCCCUUGCCCUCUCAGACAUCUGGCUUCCCUUCUGGGCCCUUUCUUCCUCCUGGGUGGGUGGCCUGGAGCAGAGAACCAAUCUGGCUGUGCAAGUGGUAUCUUCCCAGCCCCUGCUCUGAAGCUCCGGAUCCUUACAGAUGCAUCACCGUCACUGCUACCACCCAUUGAGCACUUCCUGUCUACCAGAUGCUGGGUUAGGCUGUCAGGGCAUGGGGGCUCAGGGUUGAAUUAGAUGUGCUUCUUGCCCCAAGGGAACCAGCAUACAGACGUCUCCCUCCCAAGCCCUGCCUGGUGGUGGGGGAGUGGCCAUCUCUGAGAAGUUCUCAACAGAAACCCCCAAUUUGCUCCCUUUGGGAAUGCUGGCUCUCUCCCUGGCCAUGCCUGGCUGGGGCCUGAAGGGUCCUGGUGGUGGAGUAGAGUUUCCAUGCAAGGGUAGCUGUGAGGUAUGAGCCAGUGUGUCCUGCCUUUUUAGGGUGGAGAGUGGGGUGUGUGAAUUGUCUGCCAUGAGAUGGUAUGUUUAUGUCCCUGUGAAUGGCAGGUGUUUAUAGUAGAGACGUGUUAUGGGUGGUGGGUGUGUCUAAGGGGGUGUGUAUUGGAGGCCGGGAGGGCUGCUUUCUGGUCCCUCCCUCUGUCCCAUUCUUUCCCACCAGUCUUAGCCCCUUUUAGCACUGGCCAGGCUUGGCUGGAGCCUGUGGCCAGGGCAGACCCCUGGGCCAAGCUGAGACCCAUCUGAGUUCACCCCUGAGCCCGGGUCCUCUACCUGGGGAGGAAAAGCAGGGACACCUGGUUAGGCAGGCUGGGCCCUAAUAGGCCUUGAUACCCAUUUCACACGGCCCUCCAAGCUGAGGUUUCUGGGUCAGUGACUCCUCUAGAGGGCCCUCCAGAGCCCAAUGCUGGCCUGAAGCCUGGGUCACCCCCAGGGCCUGGAGCUGGUCAGGCUGGGUGCCCACAGUGCCAGGGUCCACCUUUUGGUGUCCUAGCUCUGCAGAACAACUCCCCACCCAGCAAUUAGGGAGCUGGGCCGGCCAGUACAGCCAGCGGGGAGUGGGUGGGCGGUACCAAAACUUGGCAGCUGUGCCAGAAACCAAGCCAGGCCCAGAUAUAGGGGGAGGACGCGAGAGAGCUGAAGCUGGGGCGUCUCAGAGGGAACCAGAUCCCUGUUAGCUCAUCCCUGCCGGGCAAACCAGUUCCCUGUCCCCAAGCCGGCUGGGUGGCUCUUGGGCCGGCUGAUCACAGGUGCCACUGUAGUGGCUACUGCUUGGGGCAGCCCUCAACUCCCCAGCUGUUCUUAGACCCUCUUCUCUAGUAGACUAGGUCCAGGAGUGAAUUCUCUCCAGGACUGAGACAAGCUCCCAGCACUGGCUUCCUGCCCUUGGGCCUUCUUGUCACUCAGAUAAUGUCAUGCCCUCCAGUGGCUCCCUGGACCCCUUAGCCUAUCACUUGAGGCAUCUCACAGUCUGGCCCCUGGGCUUGCUGAUCGAGGUGCCCCUCCUGAUGCCAGCCAGAUGUAGGGAGAGGGUGUGAGAGAGCUGAAACCUGGGCGUCUCAGAGGAAACCAGAUCCCUGUUAGCUCAUCCCUGCUGCCCUCUGGGUCCUCCAGGCAGACUCCCUUCCCAAUGCUUAGAUCUUGCCUCCUCAGGGAAGCCUUCCAGGCUAUCCCCUGUGUCCACAGCCCCAUGUCUCUCCUCUAGCUCCUUCUGUGCUGCUGGCAUUGUCAGUUUGCCUCUGCCUCCACUGGGCUGUGGGAAUGGCCGGGGCAGGGCCGGGGCUUCUGUUUUCAUCCCCAGAGCCUGCUCUCAUUCUAGCCCAGAAGGCACUGACAGGCUUUGGGUUCAAAACAGACCAGACCCCUCCCCUGACUGGCAUGGGUUCAAGCUAGGGGUGGGGUGGGAAGGUGGCAAAGGCUCCAGUUCCCAGUGUUCAUUCACCUUUCUUGCCACUUGGUUCAAACUAGGUCUGUGCCAAGUACUAGGGCCCCUGAGCCAGUCACCAUUUACUGUACAGUGAUGUGUAGAGUGCCUGCCUCCGGGAGGAAGCUAAGGUGCCAAGGCCUGUGCCCCUGUGGCCCUUCCUGGAGGGUGGGGUAGGGAAGCAACACACACACACACACACACACACACACAGUAGGGAUUGGGCUGGAAGAGUGCAGACAUAGAGACAGAGGACAACAGAGAGACCUCUGCAGUGGUGUGCAAGACAGCUGAGUACAGAAAAGGCACAGGGAGACUGGAGGAGGGAGAGUAAAUUUCUUUGAGAGCGGGGUGGAGGGGAGGUUGCUGCAGUAAUAGGGAACAUCUUCCAAAGAAGGUGCAGGCCCCAUAGAGACGAUUCAGAUUGCAUAGCCCACGGCCCUGCUGGGUGGAGGCUUAGCUGUUGGUAUCGGAUUCAAGAAAGAAAAAGGAUGUGCUGUUUCUUGCAAUAAAACCAAAAAAAGUGGACUAUGUCAUGAGAGGUGAGGUUUGACUGUGGUGGGAGUUCAGAGGAGAGCUGGCUCAUGCACCAGGCGAUAGGGUGGCGCUGGGGUUGACAAAGGUUGACUAAACUUUGGUCACGCACUUCCAAGCGCUCUCUCUCUCUCUCUCUCUCUCUCUGGCUGUGCCCAUAGCAUGCAGAAGUUCCUGGGCUAGGGAUCGAACCUGUGCCACAGCGGUGACAACACCAGAUCUUUAAUCCACUAAGCCAUCAUGGAACUCCACGAGUUCUCUUUAUGACUCUGCCUUCCUGUGUCCUUCCUUGUGCAGUCCCAUUCGAGCAAGAAUCCUGCGAAGUUUAGCCAGGGUCCCCAUCCUCCGUAUCUGUCACCCUCCACGUCUACUCGGUUCCUCAGCUUCCACCACCAGGUGAUGUCUGAUCACUGGCCUGCCUGCAUGGAGAACCUUGGGAGGUCCGUUUAGCAAGUUCCCUUCUGCCCCCUGAGGUUUCCUUUUAGUAAUUUUCCAUCCACUGACCCCCCACCACCACCAUUGGCUAUAAAUUCUACUUUUCCUUGUGUUUGGAGUUAAGCCUGCUCUUAGUCUCACCACAUGGAUACUAAUCGUGUUCGUUAACCACUGAGCCAUGACGGGAACUCCUCUCAGUCCUACCACAAAACCCCAUUCCUGUAGCCCCUGCCCCUUGAAUAAAUUCUCCCUUAUCACUCUUUAA
Molecule: messenger RNA, 6393 nt
Organism: Sus scrofa (pig)
Lineage: Eukaryota; Metazoa; Chordata; Mammalia; Artiodactyla; Suidae
Gene: N4BP3
Product: NEDD4 binding protein 3
Cellular component (GO): cytoplasmic vesicle
Source: RefSeq, a predicted model, not a curated record